CAGAGCUGGGAGAGGAGGAGCCUGUGGGGUGUGGGACUCCAGACAAAGGAGACAUAUACUCACUGACACUGGAUCACUGGAGCCAAAAAGAGGAAGAGAUCUUCACUUUCUACAGAGGAGACAACCCUCAACUCCUGGACUACUCUUUUUUUGUGUUGUUAGAGACCUUAGUGUAGUGUGUGAGUCAGCUGUAUGGAUUCACUGAGCUGAGAGAUGUUUGUGCUGGAGCAGCUGUUCCCAUAUGCUGCCUGAAGUGUGUAGAAGAAGUGUGUGGGUUAGUAUGUUUGGGAUGGAAAAGUGGGGCUUGCACGACAAACAGCUCUGCUCUUAGCUUUACGCCAUGGGGGGUUGUCAUAGUUACCCCUCGGCUACGAAGACAGACAAGAAGAGUCUUCAGCCUCCUGACUUCAGCAGUGACAAACUGGGAAUUAAUAACAAUAAUCUGGAGGAGCGACCAUAUCUGCAGCAGCAGUAUGUGUGCCAGCUGAUCACACACACAGACAUGUUUGCCCUCACUGCGCUGCCACCUGGCGUCGACAAGGCAGAGUGGCUUGCCAGCAAUACGGUGGCAUUUUUCAAGCAUAUAAACCUAUUCUCUAGUGCACUGUCUGAGUUCUGCACCCCAUCCACCUGCCCAACUGCCUGUGGACCAGGCAACACGGUGUAUGUGUGGACCGAUGACCACGGCAGGAAGCUGAAGUGCUCUGCCCCGCUUUACUUUGACUAUGCCAUGUCAUACAUUCAGGAGCUACUGACUGAUGAAGAUGUGUUCCCCACAAAAGCAGGUUCAGUGUUUCCAACAGGCUUCAUCUUUCUGGUCCAGAAGGUGUUUUUGCUGUUCUUUAGGACUCUGGCUCACAUUUACUGGUCUCACUACAGAGAGACACUGGCGCUGGGCCUGCACCCACAACUCAACACACUCUUCACACACCUCACACUCUUUUGCCGGCAGCACGCCUUGCUGGAGCCGGAGGACACCGAGCCUCUGCAGGAUCUCAUCACAGCUCUGAGACAGCAAAGCUGAACCUAAAGAGCAAACACACAUAUUGCACACUGAUUUCACAUUUACACAAUUCCAUCACACUAAUUAACUUUUUCUUUUUAUUACUUUUGAAAGAUCUUGAAGUAGUGAAAUAGAAAAGCCUGUUGAUACAGUAUUCGGGAGAAAGAAUGAGUCUGUUCUGCUCCAAGAAGCAGUACAUCAGACCAGAAAAGGAGUGUCUUGCUCUAUUUGUAUAUAUCUAUAACCAGUUAUUGUGAUACUGUGUGAAAAAUAAUUUUGCAUGUCAGUGUAUUUUAACAUAAUGGUGCAUUAUAUUUUCUUACGGUCAAUAUCUUCAAAGUCAAUGUAGUGUUCCUCAUAGGCUUAACACAAAAAUAAAGAAAACAUUGAAUCACUCAGUUCGCAAUCAAUAUAAACAACAUGUGCCAUCAUUAUAGAGUUUGAACUUGUGAUUACACUGUUGUGACUGCAUCUGUGUGCAAUGACACAAUUAGUGUUUGCAUCUGCAUUAUGUAUGAUUCUGUACACCAAAAUAAACAUUUAUGAGAGAGCA
Molecule: messenger RNA, 1556 nt
Organism: Eleginops maclovinus (Patagonian blennie)
Lineage: Eukaryota; Metazoa; Chordata; Actinopteri; Perciformes; Eleginopidae
Product: MOB kinase activator 2
Exons: 5
Coding region: 341-1024 (227 amino acids)
Biological process (GO): positive regulation of protein phosphorylation; signal transduction
Cellular component (GO): cytoplasm; nucleus
Molecular function (GO): protein kinase activator activity
Source: RefSeq, a predicted model, not a curated record